AUGGCUGCCUCGGAUAUCGCAGGCCAUACUCCUCAGGGGCUGUUACCUCAGUCGGCGUAUCAAGGAAACCUAGCUCAGGUCCGCGCGCUGCUUGAAAAUGGUGAAGAUCAUCGUAUUUGGGACAAGUUCGGAUGGACAGCAUUGCAUUGGGCUAUUGUCGGUGGACAAUUGAAUGUUGUAAAACAACUUCUGGAACAUAACGCGGAGUAUCAGCAGCCUGAUCUCGAUUUCCGUAAUAUGUCCCAGGAGCAGGUCGAGUCAUAUGCCGAUGCACUGCCCCCAAUCAUUGUGGCUGCACAGCGACAGAAGCUUGAUCAAAAUGCUGUGGACAUAUUUUGCGAGCUGGUGCAUUAUUUGGAAAUCCCUGAUAACAAGCUGCCUGCCCCAAAAUUCAACGCCAUCUGGAGGCAAGGAGCAUUCGAUACCACGAGAUUCACGGCCAAUAUGUGGCGAGUCAUUGGAAAGGCGGAGUAUCACUGUGGAUUUGGGUACACCAUACCUCACGUUGGCGGCGUUGGCAGGCAAGAUCUCAAGAAUCGCAGAGCCGAUGUUACGGAAUGGAAAUCGGUCCUAAUGCAAUGUGCAAUCCGUGACAGUCAAUGGGAAGUUCUGCAGAUGCUCAUUAAAGCUGGUGCAGAUGUCAAUUCUGGGAAUCCACUCUGGUACGCCGCCUUUCGCAGUGAUGCUCGAUACGUUGAAUGUUUGGCAGACCAUGGGGCAGAUAUCAACGCCGCACUCAGUGACGGACGUACAGCUCUUCACGAGGCCGUUAUGAAUGGGUACCUUGAUACAAUCAUCGCCCUUGUCGACCGUGGAGCAGCUGUAAACCCCCAGCAGACCCAGGAGUACUGCGAACUAUCGCAGCACAUAAAUAGUCGUCUCAGCACGAAAGACUUCAAUUUUUGGUUUGCGAGGAGAGGUGCAUCUACACUUAUGCAGGCUUGCGGAUUUCUGCUAGGUCGCAACGACAAAUUUCGUCGGAAAAAUCCCGCGGAUCAGAUUCAAACACCAGAAGAGAAAACCAUGGGGAUUGUAACAUUCCUCCUUUCCAAAGGAGCGGAUCCUUCAUUGAAGGAACAUAGAGGGAUGACAGCGCUGCACUUUGCUGUCUUGCAACCUCAUGUUCCACUAGUGAAAGCUCUGGUUGAAGCAGGUGCCUCUGUUGAGGCUUCUGACUGUGAAGGGCGAAUACCUUUGCAUUAUCUGUCUCGCUGCGAUGAUAAUGUCGACGAGGCUGAUCUCAGAGAGGUGAUUUGUUUGCUUUGCCAAAACAAAGACCAUAAAUUCUCUCAGAGUCUCCUCAAUAAACCAGUCUUGAGACCUUCACAGCUUUGUGAGUACCCGAGAAGUGGUAUACGCUCGCGAAUGAUAACACAACGAACGUGGGAAGGAAAUAGAAGUUAUUUCAACGAUGUGGAGGAUGACUCGCACACAGCACUCGACAUUGCCCUACUCAGCAGUCGGUGGAAAGUCGUCCAUGCUUUAACUUCCCUAGGGGCCAUCCUUCCCACAAAUACUAUUCCAGAGAGAGCAUUGAUAUGUGCCAUCAAGGAACUCGAAGUCAGUCCGGUUCGCUUCCUGUUGCAAAACGGGUUCAAAGCACCGGAUCGCUCGCUCAUCACGCUUCUUCGGUCAUUUCUAGACCUUAAAAGCAAGAGAGACGCUGCCGGGGAUUUGGAAACCAGGCUCAGGCCUAUUAUGAAACUCCUCAUACUUGCUGGCGCAGAUGUAAAUUUCAAUGAGACUGAUCAGGUGAGCCCGAAUGUGGACGAAAAGGCCGGAAUGAAGAACGACGAGGAGGAUGAUGAGGACGAAGAGGACGAAGAUGAGGACGAAGAUGAAGGCGGAAGCAGGAUGAAAGUCGAAGAACGCAUCAAAAAUGGCCCCAAAAUCUCAACUCCUCUUAAUCUGGCGGCCAGUAUUGGUGGCCUACGAAACAUACUUGAAGACCUAUUGUUAUCUGGUGCAGACGUCUACGGCUUCUCGUCCCUUGCGUUUGACCCAAUCCUGAAUGCCGCAGUCUACGGAAACUCGCAAGAUCUGCAACUUCUGCUGGAAUACGCACUGUCUCACCCAAAUGAGUCUCAUUGGUCAAUGUUCUUGGGAAAUGUACCGAAGGAAGACGAUCCCGUCGUGUAUUUGUGUCACUGUCUGAAGCAAGCAGGCGCUCUGGAUAGAGCCAACUUCCAAGGGCGCACGCUACUGCAUCUCGCAGCAGAGCAGGGUAAUGAGACCCUUCUAAAAUCGUUAAUUAUACAUGGCGCGCGAAUCGAUAUCCUUGACAAUCAGGGUCUCCGUGCAAUUGAAUGCGCUGCUAUGUUGCGUCAUGCCCACAUAUUUGAAAGCUUGUUAACAGCGGAUUAUGAGACGGACCCGCGUUCUCAUGAGCAUACCAAAUUUGGAAAAUCUAAAUGCGAGGCAGACCUCGCUUUGUUGAAUCCCCAAACCAAUCCCGAGGUCAUGUCAAGCCUGUUACGCCUUGCCCCUGAGUACAUCUUAAAUCGAUACCUAGGUCGUGAAGUUUGCCCAACCGUUUACGCGGCAGUAGUAUACGGCAGCAUCGAUCUGUUAUUAGUCUUGCUGAAUCACAAUGCCGAAAUUGAGGCUGGCGAUUGCUAUGGUUGGCGACCACUACACCACGCGUGCUAUCGAGGCCAAGCAGCGAUGGUUCAGGCUCUGAUUGCCAAAGGUGCAGAUAUCCAUUGUUCCACUGAUGCGUGGAAUGAUCGAAAUGACAAACCGACAGGGUUAUACUUGUCAAGUCCCUGGGCAGGCACACCUCUCCAUCUUGCAGCCAUGGGUGGUCAUUUGGACAUUGUCCGGGUGCUGCUCGAUCUUGGUGUGGAUGUACAUGCAAGUACAGUAACAAAGAACAUGGACUUCCCCUGUUGGAGCCCCGGUCAUGGCCCGACAGCAUUGCAUCUUGCUCUUGACACGGGAGUAUACUAUGGUCGUCAAGGUGAGAUGCUCAGUAACGACCGAUUGAAGAUUGCACAGUUGUUGGUUGAUGCUGGGUCUAUGGUAUCUGGAGUCGCAAAUAAGAUGAAUCUGGGUGAACGUAGUCGGUUUUACGAGUUUCCUGAUCUGUGGGCGGCAUUAAAAGCAGGAGACAUGAACCUCGCUGAGAACGAGGCUAGGGAACAGGCUUAG
Penicillium antarcticum is the source of this 3150-nucleotide messenger RNA. Its product is annotated as ankyrin repeat domain-containing protein. Lineage: Eukaryota; Fungi; Ascomycota; Eurotiomycetes; Eurotiales; Aspergillaceae. The record is from RefSeq and is a predicted model, not a curated record. Gene Ontology annotation, molecular function: protein binding. Bases 1 to 3150 code for a protein of 1049 amino acids. The transcript is spliced from 2 exons.